This is a messenger RNA of Mercenaria mercenaria, 1472 nucleotides long. Its product is annotated as C1q-related factor-like. The transcript has 2 exons. NCBI's taxonomy places the organism in Eukaryota, Metazoa, Mollusca, Bivalvia, Venerida, Veneridae. The record is from RefSeq and is a predicted model, not a curated record. Gene Ontology annotation, molecular function: protein binding. The coding region runs from base 345 to 905 and encodes 186 amino acids.
AGAUGUUUAAAUUUAAACUUUGUGAGUCAGAGGAGGUUUACUUAUGAAAUGAUUGUGUUUGUCUAAGGAUUUUGCUCUGUAGCAGAUGAAAUAUUCUGAUAAACGUUCAUGCUUGCGGUUGAUAAUCUGUAUUAAAAUUAGAAUUUGACAAUAUCCUGUAUUACCCAGAUUUUGUUUGCCGGAAAAAUACUCAAAGAUGGAUGAAACACACGUGAAUUUCUCUUUCUUUUAUAUUUUAUUUUAUAUCGCGUACUUUUCCGUGGCUCUGGGAAUUGAAAAGUCUUGCUCUAAAUUUCCACUUGAGCACGAUAUGUUAUCUAAAAUGGUUAGAAUGGAAAAUAAAAAUGGAACAGAUGGAGAUUGAAAUGAUGAACCAGAGAGAAAAAAUGGAGAAGUUUUCCAGAGACUAUGCCAGUAUGAGAGAUAUCCUCUUCGUUGUGAUGGAAAACAAAACUGCUGAGUUCGCUCGAGUAAUGGAAGGGCUAAAUGCAAUAGAAAAGUCAAGGUCCAUUGUAGCGUUUUCUGCAGCUGCAAAGAAUCAUCAAACGGUCUCGGCUGGAAAUCAACCUUUCGUUUUCGAAUCCGUAAUUACAAACGUCGGCAACGCAUAUAACUACACUUCAGGACAUUUUGUGGCACCAGUCUCCGGGACUUACGUUUUCUACAGCAGUAUUCUCUCGAUGGCUGGAGCUUCAUUUGAGGCAUAUAUUGCAGUAAAUGGAUCCAUUAAAGUGCGAAUGCAUGAAUCUGGAAAUAAUGGGCCACGUUACGGUAUGGCUAGCCAGUCAGCCAUUGUAGAACUUAAUGCAGGUGACGUUGUGUCUGUGAACAGCCCGAGUUCAGUGAAGGUACAUGGAAAUACAUACACAACAUUUAGUGGAUUCUUGAUUCGUCAGUUUCAGUAAUCACUGGUCUAGUAAACAUAUAUGUUUACAGUUUGAUAAUAUAAACUUUUCAGCAAUAGUGAAAUCACGUUAAAAUAUUAUUUGACGCCCUAUAGGCGCCGAGAAGGUUUUGUCAUAUUUGGUUUACUAUUUUCCGUAACAAAGGCAUUUCAGAAUCGCAUAAUAUUACACAAUGGUGUUACACUUAAUUUACAAAUUCACUAGCUGUUUACGCAUGAACAGAUUAUUCAAUGGGAUGUGUAAUCGUCUCGUUGACGCAAUGUUGACCUUCUAUUAGUGAUAUCCUGUUUUGUCCACAUUUUUAAAAUAUGAAAUAUUAGAACCAAAAUAAUACAUAGCAGAACCAUGUUUUAAUCUGUUUAAGGACAUUUCCUUUGGACAGAAUUUUAAAUGUUUUUACAUAACUUUUUCUUCAAUAUUUACUCUUUCAAUUUUAGCGAUCAUAAAUGUAUGUUUCCAUGUCUGAUUGGAUAAUGUAUGACCAACUGGUAUUCAAAUAUCAGAAUGAAAAACUGAAGCAAACUGUAACUACAAAUUCCAUGACAAAUAAAUACAUUCACAAAUUUU